GGCCGGCGGGUUACAAAGACGCUGGCCCCAGCACCCCAGAGCAGUGCGGAUUCCCGGACUCCAGGAGCCGUCCCGCGUACGGGACGGGUCGGGUCGGGUCGGGUCGGGGUCCCAGCGGCGGCUUGGCGGUGUCGCUUCGCGCCCGGACCAGCUCGUGGCCACCAGCCCGGGGCUGCUCAGGCAUUGAGGAGCCGGAUACUCGAACAAGGGGCCCAAGAGAGAGCGGCGGCAGGAAGCCGACCGGGGCCAUAGCGCUCCGCUGCCCCUCUGAGCGGAGACUGUGCCAGGGAAGGGGCUCUGCCAGCCAGGAUCAGGGUGGGACCCUACUGGGGGCAAGGGAGGGGAGCCCCUGGAGUUAACCCUGCUCAUGGAAGGGAGUUGGGUGUGAGCUGAGCAGCCUUUAGUUUACGCAGCAGACCCCCAGCUCCUACCAAGAGCCCAGUCUACUUGUGCUCAUCUAUCCCGGGCAAGGGCAGCCAUGGCCUGUUGGUGGGCUGGCUGGCUGCUCCUGCUGGUGGAGGCUUGGGGGUCCCACCUGGCGCAGGGGAUAUUGGAGCCCUGGGCCCAGGAGGCUCUGUGGCUGGGAAACACAUCCGCGUUCCAGGCCAGCAGCCUGCAGCGCCGCCUGCCUCAGGGGAUCAUCAUCGGGGUGCGGAAGGGGGGCACGCGGGCCCUGUUGGAGAUGCUGGCGCUGCACCCCCAGGUGGCCGCUGCCCGUGCCGAGGUGCACUUCUUCAACCGGGAGGAGAACUACCGCCGGGGGCUGGGCUGGUACCGCCAGCAGAUGCCCCUCUCGCACCCCGGCCAGCUCACCGUGGAGAAGACCCCAGGCUACUUCUCCUCCCCGCGGGCCCCCGAGCGCGUCCGCGCCAUGGACCCUGCCGUGCGGCUCUUGCUCAUCGUGCGGGACCCAGUGGAGCGGCUGGUGUCAGACUACACCCAGAUCCUGCACAACCGCCGGGCACGGUGCAAGCCCUACCCGCCCCUAGAGCGGCUCCUGCUGCGGGGGGACCGGGGCCUCGACACCCGCUACAAGGCUAUCCAGCGCAGCCUCUAUGCCCUGCAACUGGCCCGCUGGCUGGCCGCCUUCCCCUCAGCCCACAUCCACGUGGUGGACGGGGGCGGCCUGAUCCGCGAGCCCCUGCCCGAGCUGCGCCGCGUGGAGCAGUUCCUGGGCCUGGCACCCAGCCUGGGCCCCAACAACUUCUACUUCAACCAGACCAAGGGCUUCUAUUGCCUGCGGGCCGGGGCCCGCCAGCGCUGCCUGGAUGAGUCCAAGGGGCGGCCCCACCCGCCCAUCGCCGAGCAGCUGCUGGAGCAGCUCUGCACCUACUUCAGCGCCCACAACGAGCACUUCUUCAGCCUGGUGGGGCGCACGUUCAACUGGUGCUGAACUGGGCAGGGCCUGUGGGGCCAGACCCCCCCCAGCGGGCCGAGCCCUGCGGGGACAGAGCCCCCUCCCCAGGGCAGAGGCUGUGAAAUGAGGGGAGGGGGGAGUUGGUACCACAACAGGCUGGGCAGCUCUCCCUGCCCCCCCAGCUCAGAGGACUUAAGUGCUCAGAGCAGGCUGUGAGGGGGCUCCUGCUGGGGCUGUAUCCCCUGGACACGAGAGGGUAGAUGGGAAAGGGGGUGGGAGAAACCAAUCAGGGCAGGAGUGGGUGGCUCCCCCCCCUUGCAGGGACAAGGCAGAGGCCCACAGCUGCCCCGGAAGCACACUCCUAAAAGGGUCCAGAAAGAAACAUUUGCCCUGCAGCACUGUGGGGCAAGGCAGGUGGGAUGAAAGGACAGGGGGCUUCUACAAUUCAGGGCAUCUUCCCCCUCAGGCUGCCAGCCUCCCACCCAUCACCUCCCAGGGGGGCAGGAGACCCACCUCUCCCAACAGAGGCUGCCUGUUUUCCUGCCCACUCAAUUCCCCAGCCAGCCUGCAGUGCCUUCUCUGCGGGCUAUACACAGCGUUACAGGCCCCAGCUCUUCCUAAGCAAGCCCCAGCCUAAGGCAAAAACCCAACAGACACCCCCCUCCCUUGGUUUAGGGGUUGUCUUUUGCAGCCCAGGGGUGUCAGGCUCACUCUGGCUGGGGCAGGCUGGCAGCUGAAGCCAGGUGCCCCCUUAUCCUGGCUUUUGACUGACUCCUGCCUGGAGGGGAGCGCAGAGCAGCAUGUGGUCACAGUGCAAGCCAUUCAGGCUGCAGCCCACAAGACUUCCUGCUUCCCCCCCCUCGCCCCACUGGACCGGAAGCCCAGCCAACACCAAGCCCAGCUGCUCCAUCUCCGCUGCCCCCUGGUCACUGCAGGUUGGUGCCUGUGGAGCAGCUGGCACAUUUCCCCCCCCAGCAGCCAGCUCCUCCCUCAGGCAGAGCACCCAGGCCUUGCAACUUUGCCUGCACAGGUGUAACAGCAGCUUAGUGCAAGGUGGUUAUUGCCCUCUAGUGUCUGGCUCUGGGAACUACAGGUACCUGCUACCACUGUAGCCCAGUUGCAUCAUUAGAAAUGGCAGUGGGGUGUGGUUCUGGUGCUGGAAUCACUCAGAGCCCAGGGGUAGACACAUUUCACCCCCCCCCCCGGUUACAUAAACUCAGAACACAGCCUCAUAACUCUAGUACUGAAGUAUGCCCCUGCCAGCACACCUAGCACAAGUGUUAACAGCGCCAGCCCCCAGUCCUGCAUGGGGUUUGAGCCAUCAAAGCCCCAACUGCCUUGGCCUUGCAGCCAAGGAAAUAGGGAUGAACUCCCUCAGCUAUAGCACUAGGUGGGAGCACACAGAGCAGCCCCAGAACAGCCCAUGGGGGUCACACUGUUAUGCACACAACCUCACACCCAGCCUGUACCUCAGUUCAGCUCCUGGGGUCCCCUCCCACGGGUAACAAAAGUGACUGUCUUUUCAUUCUUGUAUCCCACUGAGUGGCAGUGCUCUAACUCUUUGUCUGACAAAAGCUUUGCCAUGGGUCUGCAGCACAUGUCAGGGAGACCCAGCUGAGCGGAGGCAGUGGCAGUGCUGGCACUGAGGAUGGCUGCUGCCAGCUGAACAUGGAUUACGUUCGCUGAGAUUUUUUUUAAUUGGGUACAACAAACACUAGGGAAAUGGUGUCAACAUUGUUGGGGUGGUUUGUUCCCCCAACCAGUUCACUCAGUGCAUGGUAAUGAAGCACAGAAUUGAGUCCUGAGCAAAAAUCUCAGGGUCAAAUUCCAAUUUAGGUCUUUGCUCUGUAAUAGAGACAAGAGGAAAGUUCUUCCCCUCCACCCAAAGCUUUGAAAUAAGAAAAUUUUCCCUCUAAAAAAAUAUAUAUAUUUGAAUGGAAAAUGUAGUUAAAAUUCUUGCACUGAUGGGAUUAGAUCCAAUACAUGCCACUGGCAGGAGUGUGAGGAUUGAUUUACCACCCUGCCCGCUGCCCCAAACAUCCUGUUACGUAACUGCCAGACCGGACACGAGAAUGGAGAUGGUUAUUCCUAGACUGACCACUUCCAAUGUCAAUUCCAGGUCUGACCUGAAUGGACAUUACCAUGCUGAGCACCUUCCCCAGGAACCUGUAAGAGCUCCACGCGCUGAGGGCUAAGAGGAUGGGCCCCUGGGAGGCAGCCAUAAAGAGCACUCUAUCAAGUCUCCGUCCCCUAUGUACAUAUUUUAGAUUAUGUUUAGGUCACUCCUUAACCUCUUUGAAGAGUUACAUAGCUCCAUCUCCUGGAAUCCCUCACUAUAAGGCAUGUUUUCCAACACUAACAGUUCUCAUGUCUCUCUUCUCAACCCUCUCCAAUUUUUCAGCACCUUUUGUUAAUUGUCGACACCAGAGCUGGACACAGUAUUCCAGAAGCAACACCAGUGCCAAAUACUUUCACAGUUUAGCUGUUUGAUGCAAGAGCCCCAUUUUCACUGUUUUGAUCUCAGCAGCACUGUUUCAGAGGUUUAGAAAGCCAAAACCAUAUAGUUCCCUCCCCUCCUCUGAGUACUGGUACGUAGCAUUUACUGUUUAUACAAGCAUGGCAGACAAAGGACCUUUAGAGUUCUUCAGAUUCAAAGCUUUGAAAAAAGGCCAAUUCUAGAGCAGGCUGAAAAUAUUUAAACCAGUCUGAUCAGCAUUACAAGAUACGCUAGUCUGCACAUUUCACCACACCAAGCUAUUUUGCCACAGUCCUUGCUGCUUUCAUAUUCAAACACAAAGUCUCUCCUCAGAUCUGACAGUGUUUGGUGCAGUGAUAGUUCUCAUAAGUGAAACUUGUUCUCAUGGGGAAUGACUGGUAGAUAAGUUGGUGGGUAAAAAAAAUAAAACCUCUAUCUGAAUUGAGACUUAUCAAUGCACAGAUCUGUAAUAUUUUUGCUGUUACAAAAAGUGAUGGACUCAGAAUUGUGCCAACAUUAACAACAUCCACCAGGAUGGACUUGUGCUAAAAAAAAAUCUGAAAGAAUCAGAUGCUUUCAAGCAGCCAUAAGGGGAUGGAAAUCAGAAACUAGUUAAAUGACAGUUUACACUGUCAAAAAAAUUUGCUCAUUUAAUUUCUGAAGCAGUAGGCAGAAGCAAUAGAUUUCAGCCCCAUUUUCACCUCAGCAUUUGCUCAGAAAUUGUUUUAAGGAAAGAUCGUACUUGCUGUUUGAACAGCAUCUUAAAACGGUCUCCCUAACCAGAAGCUUUUGUUAACAGCAAGCGUCUCCUGAACUACAGUACUCUUACCAAAACUAAUGAUUGCAGGUGAAGUGUCUUAAAUGAUGCUCAGAAGACCUAGCUUGAAACAAAUUGAGCACCAAGCGUUGAGCACUUGAACUAUGUCACUUAUUUCAAAGGUGCUGAGCACAUCUCACUCCCAUUGCCUUGCGUGAGAACUGCAGAUGAUCAACACCGUUUUUUUUUUGGGGGGGGGGGGAGGAGGAGGAGAAGAGAAUCUGGCCACAUUCUCUCCCACCCCUCACCCCUUCUGAAUAAGGUCUGAUCAACCUGAACUUUUGGCUAAAGAAAACGGGAGCUCUAGAUAACACCUGUGAAAAAUCAAGGCAUUGUGUUUCAAUAUCUAAAUCUACAUUUGUUUAACUUUGGGUACCCAAAUUCCAAACUGAAGAUUUUACUCGGGAAUGGCUUUGAGGCUUAGAAGGGAAGUGAUGCAGACGCCCAUUUGAUUUAUCCACAGCACACUGGAAAGUAACUUGCGAUGCUGCCAUUCUACUCUUUCUAUUCUGACAGCUGAAAUCACUCGUGGGUCAGGGCAGAAUCCCCACUACCACGAUGAGCUAAGAAAAUAAGUACGUUUUUGUAAAAAAAAAAAAAUAAAAUAAAAAAAUGAAGCGUUAUCACAGGUCUCUAGGGCAGUGUGUUAAUCCACACACAUACACUUUCUAUUAGUUUAAAAUGUGCAGUAUCUGUGAUCCUUACUAGUGACAACAGGUAUACUUAACAAUGGAAAAUGCAUUCUAACCGUUGUGGUCAGCCCCUCCAUUGACCUGUCAGCAGCAGUGAUAGCAGAGCUGUUAUCAGAAACACAAGUCAAAUAGUUUCUUCCUUUAGAUACUUGUGGUGUCCUCAGCUCUUGCAAUGCAACUGGAACCCUGAAUUCAGAUCUUGGCAGGUAAGUGAGAGAAUGAUUUUCCAGCAACAUUAAGUAAGUGAAAUUUUAAGUAGCAAAUCAACUUUGUCAUUACUUUAACAGUGAUAGCAUUUACCUUUUAAUAGAUUCCUAUACUAUAGGCCAAUUCAAUUUUUUUUGCACCAUUAAAAGUUUACUCAUUUGCUACCAAGAUUGCCCAUGCCAUUCAACAGGUUAUAUUACAAACCAUCCAAGUGAAGUAGUCAUGGAUGUGGCUGAUCUAAAGAGGGAAAGAGCUUUUGCCUGUAUACCUAGUCCAGUGGAGUUUGAGGGAGCCAGCUUCACAGAGAAGAUGUGAAGUCUCUACUACAUGAUUUUUGCACCUGAACACCACGAGAGCAAAUUUUGUAAAAAAUGGUUUUAUCAGUUCCAUUUUUGUAUAAAACACACGGGAGAAACCUAGCCAAUCAACACACGAAUUGCUGCCACAUGACAAGAUACUUUUUGUCAAACUUUGAAUCUAAAGAACAUACAAAUGUUUUCUCAUGUCUACAGUCAAUUGUCUAUGCUCUUCCAUUUAACUAUUUCUUAAAAAAUUCCACAUAUCCCCAUAUUUCUUCUGUCCCAGUUACAGUACAAUGACAGGGAGGAAGAGGGUUGGUUAAAACUCCUCUCUAUGCAGUUUUCUGCU
This is a messenger RNA of Chrysemys picta bellii (western painted turtle), 6197 nucleotides long. The record is from RefSeq and is a predicted model, not a curated record. NCBI's taxonomy places the organism in Eukaryota, Metazoa, Chordata, Testudines, Emydidae.